AGAAAUAGAAAAAUAGUUACGUCCCUUCAUUUCUCUUGGAAAAAUAGUUUUAACAAUUUAUUGCACAUACAAAUAGUACACAAUGCUUGGUGUUCUCGUAAUAAUCAUCCCUCAACAUGUCUCUCACUACGUGAUGUUGUCAAACGUACUUAGGCCGAGGCAACAGCUCGAGGAAAAGUGUUUUUGUGCAAUCUCCCUCAGUGCCGUGCUUGCUUCGAGCACCCAGCUCUUCUCAAGGCGCCCACAUCACCAAAAGCGAUGCGCCUCAGAGAAGAGAUGGGGUGUGUUUUCUCAGCCUCUCCUCGCCUCAGCUCGGCGGCAGCCGCACUCCCAGCCCCGAGGGGCCGCCCCAGCUAAUCCUGGCUCGCCUGCCCGCUCCGGCUGCGGUAGGAGGAUCCCGGGGAGGCGCUACCUCCCUUCCCUCCCCCUCCUGGCGGCUGAGGAGGCGCCUGAGAGAGGCUGCACCCUCCCCAGCCCCACUGCAGGGAGGAGGAGGAAGAGGAGGAGGAGCCGCUGCCUGCGGGGAAGGGGGACAGAGGCACAAAUCCAUAUGGAGGAUGAAACUCUUCCUGCUCAAGAAGUCAGUGCCAAGGUCUUGGAGGCAACAUUGUUGUCAGCCCUGAAGAUGCUGGAUGUUGGGAAAUGGCCAAUUUUUUCUCUUUGUUCACAAGAAGAGCUCAAGUUAAUUCGUCAAGCUUGUGUGUUUGGCAGUGCUGGUAAUGAAGUGUUGUAUGCAACUGAAAAUGAUGAGGUUUUUGUGCUUGGCAUGAACUGCAGUGGGUGUUUGGGAACAGGAGACAUCCAAAGCACUAUUGAACCAAAGAGAUUAGAUUCUCUGUGUGGCAAAAAGAUUGCUUGUCUGAGUUAUGGAAGUGGUCCUCAUGUUGUUCUUGCUACAGAAGAAGGAGAAGUGUAUACAUGGGGUCAUAAUGCUUAUAGCCAGUUGGGCAAUGGUACAACAAAUCAUGGUUUGGUUCCCUGUCAAGUCUCCACUAACUUGGUGAACAAGAAAGUCGUUGAAGUUGCUUGUGGCUCUCAUCAUUCUAUGGUGUUAACAUCUGAUGGAGAGGUAUACACAUGGGGUUAUAAUAACUCAGGCCAGGUUGGGUCUGGCUCAACAGCUAAUCAACCAAUUCCUCGAAGAGUUACCAGCUGCCUACAAAAUAAAAUAGUAGUUAACAUAGCUUGUGGACAGAUGUGCUCCAUGGCUGUGGUGGAAAACGGAGAGGUCUAUGUCUGGGGUUACAAUGGUAAUGGGCAGCUUGGACUGGGCAGCAGUGGUAAUCAGCCAACGCCAUGCCGAAUUGCAGCCUUGCAAGGCAUUCGUGUACAGAGGGUUGCCUGUGGCUGUGCACAUACGUUAGUGCUAACAGAUGAAGGUCAGAUUUAUGCCUGGGGAGCCAAUUCAUAUGGCCAGUUAGGUACUGGGAAUAAAAGUAACCAGUCUUACCCUACAACAGUUAUUGUGGAUAAGGACAGAGUUAUAGAGAUCGCAGCCUGCCACUCUGCUCACACUUCAGCUGCCAAGACCCAGAGUGGCCAGGUGUACAUGUGGGGCCAGUGCCGUGGCCAGUCUGUGGUCCUUCCCCACCUCACUCACUUUGCCUGCACUGACGAUGUGUUUGCUUGCUUUGCUACCCCUGCCGUAAUGUGGCGUCUUCUGUCAGUAGAGCCUGACGACCAUCUAACCGUAGCCCAGUCACUGAAGAAGGAAUUUGACAACCCUGAAACUGCAGACCUAAAGUUUCUAGUGGAUGGAAAGUACAUCCACGUCCAUAAAGUUCUUCUCAAAAUUAGGUGUGAACAUUUUCGUUCCGUACUGAACAAUGAUGAUGAAAUUAUAGAAAUGAGUGAAUUUUCUUACCCUGUUUACCGAGCCUUCCUGGAAUACCUGUAUACAGACAGUAUUAGGCUCCCUCCUGAAGAUGCAAUAGGACUGCUAGAUUUGGCAACCCUCUAUCGAGAAAACAGAUUGAAAAAGCUUUGCCAGCAAACAAUCAAACAAGGCAUUUGUGAAGAGAAUGCGAUUGCUCUUCUUUCUGCCGCUGUCAAAUAUGAAGCUCAGGACUUGGAAGAAUUUUGCUUCAGAUUUUGCAUAAAUCAUUUAACUGUUGUUACACAAACGCAAGGCUUUGCAGAAAUGGACCACGAUCUCCUGAAAAACUUCAUUAGCAAAGCAAGCAGAGUGGGAGCAUUCCGAAAUUGAGACCCGAGUACCACCAAGCUGAAGAGCACAUCCUCUUCCCUCCUGGAAAUACUUCUCCCUUGGAGAACUUACCCGUGGUCAGAACGUGCAGAGGUGUGGAAAGAAAGACUUGGUGUCCACCAGCUUAGGAAGUGUCUCGAAGUCUGCUCACGUACAGCUUUUGGAAAGAUGACUUCCAGCGUAGAUGUAUGGUGAGAGUUCAUUGCCAGCAGUCAGAAUUUGACAGCAGAAUCUAAUACAGUAACUUCCCUUUCCCACUUAAGCAAACUAAGCUGUCAUUAUCUCGCCUAUUUUGAGUAUUUGCUUUUCGGUUUUUUAAACAACCUGUAUCUGGAUUUUAUGAGGCAGUGACGUGUUUGCUGCUAAAACUUCUAUAGUGUACUUUUAUCACCAAACUAAGUUGAUAUGCCGUAGUGGGCUUCUUUGUGCCUGGUUUAUCAUCCAGUGAAGAUACAAACUUGUUUUUCUGAAUACCUGCUAUCAAUUUUGUUGCGAGGAGAGGCUUUCUGAUUGGUAGGAGGUUUUGUCUCACUACAUGUUCAUUUGGAGUGUAAAUACUUAAAACCAUGAAGAGCCUCAGCUAGAUAUCACAGGAUAUAGUUCCUGGCAGUUACGCCCAUUGUUCUAGACAAUGACAAAACUCUUUCUCUCCAUUACAGCAAGCAUGUUCCCUGGCACCCCAGUGGGGCAGUGAACAUUCAAUAGUAUCGGUCUGGACACGAAUUACUGUUUUCUGAGUGUUUCUGAGCACUCUGAAAAACAUCUGGUUGCUCGUUACUAAGAAAAAGAAACCCGAAUGAAAUCUCCAGGAAAGGGAAGUUCCACUUGAGGUUUGUUUGUUUAUUCUUGUCUUACUGCCUGUCCCCAGAUAGAUUAUUUUACGAAAAGUGGAGAAAGAAGAUAAUUUUAAAGCGAAAAAAAUCGGUCUUAUGAUUAAAUCAUGGAAGUGAGACUCAGGCCAUUUUCCUUCUGGCAAUAGGGCACCCGGUCCAAAUACGUUGCCGUAGGUUCUCCGUUGGUCCCUAAGGGGGACCACACCGCGUGCAUUACAUGGCUACUUUAGGUGAGAGGAGAUGCCCUCUGGACGUGCCUCUCAUAUCACUGACCAUCAAGGGUGAUGGGAUGGCUCACGUGGAGUGGGUACUUGAUUUCUCACUGACUACAGUGAGCGAAGAUGAAAUCCCGCUUCGUGUUACGCAGAGGGGGGUUGCCCCUUUACGGAAGAUGCUGAGCUCAUGAAGCAGUUACUUCUAUUUUUUUUUUAACAGGCAACUGUAAAUUAACUCUGAGAAAUUAUUUAUCUUGAAAGACUGCAUGAAGUGGCUGUAAGGGCCUUUUGUGGGAUUUUACAAGUGCAGAAGGCAAGAAGCUGACUGUCUAGGCUCUGUGCAUGGAUACGUCAUGCAGGCUUCACUCAGACCCUUGCUCUCACACAGAAUCCUUUGGUGACUUACCCUCAUCCUCACGUGUGGUUUCCAAGAACCACAUUUAAUUCCCUUAACUGAUCUCAGCUUCAUUUCGUCAUUUCUGAAGUGGAAAUAGUGGUCCUUCAUUAUGUCAGAUUAUUAUUUCUCAAGCAAUCAUAUUCCUUGAGGAGGAGGAAGAGGAGAAGCAAGUCUGAAGAGAAGAUGAGGAGAAGGAGCGAGUAGUUCCUCUUUUCACAUCAGGCUCUGCGGAUGUGAUUGGCUGGGUGAGGUGUGCAGUCAGCAAAAUUUACAUAGGAAGAGGGCUGGAAGCAAAUUAAUUUGGAAAAAUGCUCUGGUGAAAAAAAAUCACUUCUGUUUUCAAACCAUCACUAGAAAGAUACUGAAUUACCUACUGGUACCAUGCUUUUUUUCCAUCCCCUGAUCAUACAGCUUUGUCCAGCAGCAUAACUCCAUCCUUCAGCAGCUGUGUCACUAUUUUAUAUUUAAACAGACCUGGUCAAAACUUUUCAGUACAUAAUGCAGUUUCAUCAAAACCACAACUUCCCUCGGGGGGGGGGAAAAGAUCUGUUUUGAUAAUUCUGCGUUGAAAGGCACUUGAUGCAGGCACGCAGAUAAAACAUUAUUCAGAAUGGGGGCACAAGUUUACUGCAAACCUCACGGGUUUUGGUUAAAACAUCUUUGCCCAGCAUUAAUGAUAUCAAGAACACAGAUAUAAGGCAAUGCUACAUGAGCCGAGACCGGGGAAGGCCAAACCUUUUGGGUGAGCCAGGAAUGGAUGGGGGUGAAGCCUUUGUCCCCUUCACCCCUGGGCCCGAGACCAGCCUGGGUAGUUAUGAAAUGAUAAGUUCAAAAAAAAAAAAAAAAAAGUACGAUAAAAGUCUCUCCAAAUACUCCUGUUGUUUUACUUAACGAACCCAAACUGGCAAAAUGAAAUGUCCAUUUUAUUUAUUUAUUAUUCAACGUCUGAUCAAAACCUUUCUCUGCUCAGUGAAGAGCCUGGCUCCCCAGGGAUCCCACUCCCUGGACUUAAAGACACCACUCUCCUGUGCAGGCUCAGGUUCACAAUGCAGUGGUUCGACAUCCUGAGAGCCCCAGAUAGAAACUACUGCAGUCAAAAUGUUUUCUUAGCAAGGCAUUUCUUGGCUUAAUAGGACCAAUAGUGCCUUUGGUUGUUUUUGUGUGUUGUUUUUUUUCCCCCGAUUCAUUUUUCUCCUGCUCAUUUCCCACCUCCCGUACACAUUAAAGCUUAGCUGUAAUUUCAGAAUAGCUGACAAAGCCUGUAAUUUUGAGAGAAAGCAUCUCCGGACUGAAAGAAGGUGAUUCUAAAGAUCUCAUAUGUCUGUGUUGGCUUUUAUUCAUGCAAUGUGUAUCACUUGACCUGGAUGUGACAGUAUUUUAUUCCUAGAGACGUUUAUUUAUUUGUUAACCGUCAUUUGCAUGCACUUUCCUUGGCACUUAAAGGUCAAUGUUUAAAGAAACAUACUGGCUUAAGUGGUUAAAUUUGGAUGCUUGUGCAUAAAUGUGCUUGAAACCCGAUCAUGGGACGCUUUAGAAGAAAUUAAGGAUGCAUUUUACCAUUGUACGAGUGUCUGCAAAAAAACUUACAUUGUGGAUCUUGCAGGUUAAGUACUUAAUAGAGGGGUGGGUCUCGUUCUUUUUUGGGGGACACCACAAACAAAAAAUGUAUUUGUUAUGUGAAAAUGUGGUCCAGCAUAAAAUGUGCCUGGGGUUGAAAUAAAGAGAGAUCUUCAACUUCUCAGAAAGGGUGGAUCAAAUUUCUGAAUCAAGUGGAAUUUGGAAGAAAAGAUAGAACAGGAAUAGGAUCACUUCAAAGUUACGUUACUGAAAUAAAAGAGUUACAAUUGCGAUGCCAUUUAGUAGUUUUGUUAUAAUACCUGGUAACUCUGUAAAGUGCUGUUUUUAUGUUGUCUGAGUAAUUUCCAUGCGCUUUCCUUGUAAAACAAAGCAUUUAAUUACUCCAUAGAGACAGGACUCGCUGGGUACCACCUAAUGAUGUAGAAAGUUUACAGCCUGAACAUAAAAAAUAUGUUUUGAUUACUUGUUUCUUAAUAAACUUGCCUGGUUGUAACAGACCAUUAAUAAAAAUGCCAUAGUAUUUAAAGAGUGUGAGUGGGAUUUUUUUUCUUCCUUUUCAUCAAAGGGGAAGAAAGUCUGACUAAUGUUUGCUCAGAUUUAUAAGCUGAGGUGGCUAUGUAGUUAGUAACGUGGGAAAAGAAGAAAUAAAGAUACUAUUUCAGAGAGAGAUUUAAUUAAAAGACCAUUAGUGUUUUUAAGGAAAAUAACUGCCACCAGAUAAAGUGUAUGUAAGCAGAAUGAAAACUGAGGCUGCAAAGCAAGAGGGCUGGAGAAUUUGCAGCAGUCUGUUUCCACCUUUCACAUUAAUGCCCUAGUGAUUAAAUCAUUAAAAAAAUUGCUUCAGACCACCAAGAAUUGCUUCUGAAGCAGAUGUAAGUUAGUACCCGCUUUUAUGACCAGCUUAUUUAUUACAUUUUAAAAUAUCUCAACUUGCACUUUGCACCAGUAUCACUCAGCCCUCGUCUGAGCACUAUUCAACACCUCCAAGUCAAAGGCAGAGAAGAGAGAAUAAGUUCCAGUGAGAACAUAAGAACAAACUGUUGGGAAAGAGGACAGCAAAAAGAAAUUAAGGCUUAAGGUAUAAAACUACAAAAGUCUGGGAGUCAGCACCUCCAUCUCGAGACGUCUGCAUGGCCAAGGCAAGCCACUGAAUUCCCCUCAGCAUCAGGGGAGAGAAGUGGGCCUUUCUGAGACGUGGAGGCUAAUUAUUCUCUGCUGGCGUGUUCCUCCACGCUCAUUAGGGAAGUUUGAUCAGGGGUACGAUCCUCAGCAUUAAGGCACACAAAAUGCCUGUCACGUCACGUUUUCCAUCCAACUCUUCUGCUCUGGAGUCUAAUCUUUUUCCCUGAAUACAGGUUCAAAAGCAUAGGGCAUUUUGAGUAGAUCCAGGCCUUGCUGUAAGCUGUACUCUCAAACACAGUGAGAUUUCAAAAUCUGAUAAGAAGCUGAUAGUUGCAAUGUGCCUUUCUCUGCAUAUGUAUCUGCACAAGAAGAUGUUUUUAGAGGGGGCAGGGACUGGCAAGUUUGCAAGUGCACUUGUGUGCUCUCGGCAUUAUGUCACGCGUGUCAGUUCUGUAAAUAACCCCCCAAGCCCAGCAGAGCUCUGACUCACCGGCACCUAUAGACUCUCUCGUAAGGCAAAGACAGGAAGCAUGCACGGCCGAAGUGCCUGCAGCUGGACACCUGGCUGAGGAAGCGAUGACAGCUCACGCUCCCGUUUUGACAUCUGGGCUAUUUUCAGCAGUUCCGACAAGAAGAGAAUCGGUGGUGAAAAGCAGGGUGGUGCAGCGACACGAAAGCUUCUCAGUGCAGACAGGAACUUCUCCAAGGACUGUCUCAGGCACCCCUGCAAGGGCUGUGCCAUACAAAGCCGUCUGCUCAUCUAAUAAAAUUACCAACUAUUCGUCUUUGAAAAGCUAUUUUAUUUGUUUUGAAAGGAGAGAAACUGAUUAGUUGUAUAAAAUAUUAUCAUACAUUUGAUGUAAAGCCUUCAGUCUGUUUGAGCAAAAAAUACAUUGUCACAGUAAAGAAAUAACAGAUCUGUUUGGUACUGGGCUCUGUAACGUUACCCCUGGAGGCUCUCACCAAAGGAGCACUGAGGAACUUCAACUACUGUAACAGAGCUUAGAGAUGGCGACCCCAACACAACACAUAUUCUGUUUGCAAAACUGCAAAAAGUGAAAAAAUAAACAUAGGGUACUCUUAACGCUUCUGUACAUCUUUCAGGAAGAAAGUUGAAGCCAUAUUGAGACUUUAAAAAUAGCUCAAUUUUAUUUUAAAAUUCAGUGACAAAUCCGGGUGCUGUUUGCAGCAUUUUAGUAGCUCUAGGGUUAGCUUCUGAUCAACACCAGAACUGAUCUUUAAAAUGUACUACUGUAAGUAUUCUAGGUUCAGCUAUACAAUUUCUAAAUAAGCUACCCAGAGAUGUUUUAAGUUGUUACUGUGCAAGGAACAGCAGGCUUUUCUACUAUAACUGUAUUAAUUUAAGUAGCUGCAAAAGCUACAUUUCAUUAAAAAAUGGGUAAUUUAAAAGUGGGAUCUCAUUUACUUAUGUAAAAGUAUUAUUUCUUAUUUCUUCUUAUUUCUACUAGGAAAUAAAACAGGCUUUCCUUAACUGGCUAUUUUGCAAACCCUUUAUCAUUGCGAGAAAAAAUCCAGUAUCCAAAUCAGUAAUUUACAAAUACAUUUUAAAAA
Molecule: messenger RNA, 7923 nt
Organism: Cygnus olor (mute swan)
Lineage: Eukaryota; Metazoa; Chordata; Aves; Anseriformes; Anatidae
Gene: RCBTB2
Product: RCC1 and BTB domain containing protein 2
Exons: 13
Coding region: 83-2206 (707 amino acids)
Molecular function (GO): protein binding
Source: RefSeq, a predicted model, not a curated record